Myodes glareolus (Bank vole) is the source of this 4863-nucleotide messenger RNA. Lineage: Eukaryota; Metazoa; Chordata; Mammalia; Rodentia; Cricetidae. The record is from RefSeq and is a predicted model, not a curated record.
GGGCAUGGCAACAUGAGCAACGCUGAGAUCAUCGGUUCUACAAAUCUCAUUAUUCUUUUGGAGGAUGAAAUCUUUGCUGAUUUUUUCAACACAUUUCUUUCUCUCCCGGUCUUUGGUCAGACACCAUUUUAUAAUGUUGAGAAUGCGCAGUGGAGCUUAUGGCCAGAAAUACCUUACGACUUGAUUGCCAAGUACAAAGGAUUAUUGACCUGGUUGGAAAAAUACCGGUUACCUUUCUUCUGCAAAACAGACUUGUGUUUCCACUACAUUCUCUGUCAGGAGCUCAUCAGCUUUAUUAAGUCCCCAGAAGGAGCCAAGAUGAUGAGAUGGAAAAUGGCGGACCAGUGGCUCCUGGAAAAAUGCAUCGCUGGGGUCAGAGGGAUGUGGCGUUUCUGCUCCUACCUCAUGGGCAGUGCAGGUGAAGAGUUGCUGGAUUUCUGGAUCCUUGCUGAGAAGAUCCUGAGUAUAGACGAGACAGAUGAGUAUGUGAGAGACUACUACCUGUCCCUCCUGCUCAUGCUGAAGGCCACUCAUCUGCAGGAAGGCUCCCGAGUGGUGACUCUCUGCAACAUGAACAUCAAGUCCCUCUUGAACCUCUCCAUCUGGCAUCCCAACCAGUCCACCACCAGAAGGGAGAUCCUAAGCCACAUGCAGAAAGUGGCUCUCUUUAAAAUCCAGAGCUACUGGCUCCCCAACUUUUACACCCAUGCCAAGAUGACAAUGGCCAAUGAGGAAGCAUGUCACGGCUUAAUGCAGGAAUAUGAGACUCGCCUGUGCAGUGUCUGCUGCACGCAUGCAGGAGGGCUCCCUCUAAAUAUGAGCAUCAAAAAAUCCCACCAUUCCCAAAAGAAGUACUCAAGCAGGAAGGCCAAGAAGAAGUUGUGGCAGCUGAUCGACCCUAUCUUAUGGUCUCUGGAAACAGACCCCAAGCCGGAAGUCUCCAUUAAUCCCCAACAAGGGACUAGUCUUCCAGAAAACGUAGUUUUACAAAAGCCUUCUCUGGGAGAAGAUUCUUCACAAGAGGCAAUAAUCUAUUUCCUGAACAAGGAUACUCAUCACGCCAAGAAACCCACUGUGAAGAAAAAAUCCAAGAUCCAACUCCACAUGGAGGGCCUCUUUGAGACAACGUACUCUAACCACCUGAGAACUUCCACCCCCAUCAUCAACCACACUGCCCCGCUGGCGGUCAAGAAGUCCCCUAAGCAAGGCAUCUCCUUUGGCUACACUCACUGGGCCCUAUGUGCUGAUGCCUGUGCAGGGGGGCCAUUCCGGUAUCACCUGAAGAAGAUGAACAUGGAUGUGGAGGUAAAACUCCUGGACCUUUGGCAGGACCUGCAGCAUUUCCUCAGCGUUCUGAUGAGCAACAGGAGGAGUGGGAAUGCGCUCUUUCGUCACAUGCUUGGUAACAGAAUCUGUGAGCUCUACCUGAAUGAGCAGAUGGGGCCACCCGUACCACUCAAACCUCAGACCAUUCAGGGCCUGAAGAAGCUCCUGCCUUCUGGGGAUGUGAAUCCCUGGAUCCCCAAAGCCCAGAAGGAGAUCUGUAAGGUACUCAGUCCCUGGUAUGACGAAUUCCUGAACGAAGAGGACUAUUGGUUUCUCAUUUUCACAACUCAAACACGCUUCAUCAAAGCCCGGUGGCAUAAAAGAGAAGCCACAAGCAAAGAAGAGAACAUUCAUCUUUAUAAAAGGAUUCAGGAAUCACUGGUAUUAGGCCAGGGUUUGGCUAACUUACAGGAAAUGGAUUCUAUGCAGUGGCAAAAAGUGGCUACUGAGAACCUGAGGCAGGGCGGCUCUCUCCAGGUAGAACUGACAACAUCUCCGGUGUUCUUAGAAGAUGUAACCAAAAUGACCUUUGAGGAGCUCGCCUACAAGAACCCAAAGUUGGCCAUAGAAAAGAUCAGUGAAGACUACAAAAUAUACUGUGAAAAGGCACCUGCGAAAGGCUUUACAGUGGAAAUUAUUAAGCAGCCAAAACACGCAUCCUCACAACGGAAAACAUCCUUUGCUAGAAAAGCUGUCACAAGGAAGCCUUCCAUGAGACCAAGGAACUUGACAGAAAUCCUCCUAAAUUCUCAACACCUGGAGUGCUUCCGGGCGUUCCUCAGAGACCGGAAGGCUGAAAACCCACUGCUGUUCCUGAUAGCCGUGCAGAAGAUCAUGAUGGAGACCAAUGAAAAGACUUACAAGGCCGCUUUGGAAAAUAUAACCAAGACUUACUUCCACGGCAAGGUCCCUCCCGAGGAGAUGCUGCAAUGUGAUGCUCCUUUAAUCAAAGAAAUCAUCCACAUGCGCCACAUCACCACCACCACACUGCUGAUGCUCCAGGGCUACGUAAUGAAAUCUCUGGAAGAAAAGUGGUUUAAAGAAUAUCAAGACUUGUUCCCACAGCGCCCUGUGGAGGUGGAAGUUGAAGCACAUUCUGCCCCGCAAAGGAAGCCCUCAAAGGCAGCAGCUCACCUACAGGAAUCCCAGAGGAAAGGAUGGUUGAAAAUGAUCAGCUUCAUCAAGAGUUUUUGCAAUUACCGCAGAGUCAUGAAAAAUCCCAAGAAAUGCCAACAGUUAAUAGAUUUCAUUCACCUGGAAAUGUUCAACACCAAGGAGAAUUUCUCUGCAUCACCCACUAUUACAUCAGCACGUCACACCCCAAUAUCCCCUGGUUCUCGGAGCACAGAUCAAGAGAAUGGGGAAAUUUUCCUUAUCAAACGCCGGAUAUUUGGCCACAGAAUUAUCACUAUCAACUUUGCUGCUAAUGAUCUAUAUUUCUUUUCUGAAAUGGAGAAAUUUAAUGACCUGGUGAGUUCAGCUCACAUGCUGCAGAUCAAUAGAGCAUACAAUGAGAAUGACAUCAUCCUGAUGCGGUCUAAACUUAACAUUAUUCUAAAGCUUUUCCUGAUUUCUGAUGUCCCUCCAAAGCUGAGGGUCAACAUCUCUGAGUCUCAGAAGGAUAUCAUCUUGGCUGCCAUUACUGAAGGCCACCUAGACCGGACCAUCUUCCAUGGGGCUAUCAUGUCUGUCUUCCCUGUCAUCAUGUACUUCUGGAAAAGGUUUUGCAACUGGAAGGCAACACGCUCUUAUGAAGAAUACAUGGGGAAGAAGUUUAAGGAUGGAAGAUCCCCUCCCAAGCCUAUAUACAAGUACCCACCAUGGAGUGGAGGCGACCACGCUGUCUUAAGGUUCACCUUGCUCAGAGGUGUUGAAUGGUUUCGACCUCAGCAGACCCGGGAGGCAGUGGCAAAUUCUGUCCAAAACUCUCCGUGAGGAAGGUGCAUAAGCCUCCCUGUGCUCAUUUCGGGCACCACACGCCAUCUCUGCUAAGAGGCCACCACCUGCUUUCUCCUUACACGUGGUCUACCUGCUGGACAGCAUCUCCAUCCUAUACCUUCUGCUCCCUGGAGGCUCCCACUAUGAGCUUCUCAUGACCGUAACAAGUCCCUGGUCCUUGCCUUCCUUGUCGGGAGCACGGUGUAUGCUUUCUCUUUCUCAUCUUCAGCCUGUAGGAGCCUACUUCACCGCCAAGCGGCAUCACACCGCCUCUGUUUCCACACAGCCUCUCCCAGAAGGCCUUCCGUUCUUUCCCAGUUGUUAACUUUUGUUUGGGGGAGGAGGUUGGGUUGUCCCUUUUCUGCUUCUCUAAGGUGGGAAACGUCAGUACAAAUGCGAUUCUAUUGUUCAUUUUCAAUCUGUUUUUAUAUCCAUGGGUCCAUGAAAAAUCUCCUAAGAUAAGAAAAUAAGACUCCCACAAACCAGGUCUUCAGGACACCUCUACAGCAUUAGAUAUCACCUUCCCUUGCCCAGCCCCUUCCCUGGAAGGUGAAAGCAGAUAACUUUGCAUCAAAAGUAGAAGCUAAUGCAAUGCACCCUCUGGAUAUUACUAAUAAAUUCCAAACCCAAUAGUAACUUACCGAUUUAAACCAUUAUGUGGCCAUUAUAAUUCAAUACCUAAAUAACAUAAAACUAUGAUCAUAGCUAUUUUAUGAAAAUAUGUAUUUAUAUAGAAUGAAGAUACCUUUAAAUUUAGAUCCUGAUAGCUAUCAAAUAAGAAAUCUUACUGGGUUAAAGAGAUAGCUCAGUGAUUAAGAAUGUCUACUGCUCCUGCAGAGGACCUGAGUUCAGCUCCCAGCAGCCACAACUGCUAUAACUCCAGCUGCAGAGGACCUGACACCUCUCUCUCUGAAGGCACCUGCUCUCACAUGGCAUACACACACAAACUCACACAUAAUUAAGAAUAAUAAAAUAGGGCCAGGCAUAGUAGUGCCUGUAUUUAAUCCCAGAAUUCAGGAGGCAAAGGCAGGCAGAUCUCUUAAGUUUGGUGUCAACGUGGUCUAUAUAGUGAGUUUUAGGUCAUUCAGUGCUACAUAGAGGGACACUGUCUCAAAAAGGAAAAGAGGAAGAAUGAGGAGGAGGAAGAGAAGAAUUCUUAAAACUUUAGAUAAAAUAUAUUCCUAAUUAUACUCAUUCAUAAACAUUCAUUUUUUUAAACUUCCAAGAAUACCAGUAUAUUUUUUGAGUAAUCAAAAAGUAAGAAUGUCAGGGCCUAUAUUCACGCUGCAAUGUUAUUACAACAAGGUACCACUUGGUAUUCAGGAAAGCAAAGCAAAGUAUUUCCAAACCCCCAUAAUCUCAUAUAAUUGCAUGCUUAGUCACCAGAGAGUGGAACAGUUUGAAAAGGAUUGGGGGUGUGUCCUUGUUGGAGGAAGUGUGUCAAAAGGGGUGGGAUUUGAGGUUUCAAAAGUCCAUGUCAGGCCUAGUGUCUUUCUUUUUGCCUGCCACCUGUGGAUCAGGAUGUAAUGCUCUCAGUUACUUGUAAACAGAGACUGCUCUUUUGUUGCCAGCCACCCAGACCCAAAUAAUCACACAGAA